AUUUAAUUAUCUGCAAAUGCAACAUAGAGAUCAUAGAAGAACAGAAAAAUAUCAAUACCAAAACCCAGAAGAUGAAAGAUGUAAAGAGAACAGCUUGUCUUACAUCCAUGAUGGUAUCGAAGUGUCUUACAUGUAUGAAAGUGACCCCGAUCCUGCUGAUGAAUUGGCUUAUUAUCCGAAGACCUCACCAACAACUCCAGAGGUACUUCAUGAGAUGAAGCAGUUUUCAUCAUAUGGCCCUUCACAAGUAGUCAAGAAAAAGAAUGGAAGCGCCUGAGGGAUUAACCAAGACUUUUGAAAUAAUUACCUAGAAAAGGCUGAAGGUGACACUUAUAGUCAUAUUGAGAGAAUGAAUCAAACUACUAAAGAGUUGUCAAUCCAAGAUGUCUGUGGUGAAUAUGAGUAUGAAUAUGAGGAGCCUAGCACAAUCAAAUGAAGAAAGCUCAAAAAAGAUCUCUCCUACGACCAAUGUUCCGAAAAAGACGGUCUAACAGAUUAUCAAGAAAUUAAAGAACAGAGAAUAGCUCAAAAUCAAAAGUACAGAAACCACAGAAGCUCAAGAUCAGUUAGAAGAGAGCAAGCUCAAGAAGAUUCUGAAGAUGGCUACAUUACACCAAGGAAUAAUGAUUGAGAUCAGAAAGAUUAUCAUCAAGAAGAUGAUUUCCACAAAACAUCGACUAACUGCAGAAGGAGAAGUAUGAGUCGAUCUAAAGGGCAUAUCGAUACUCUAUACAAUAAAUUAAAUGAUCAAGAUGAGGAUCUUCCUGCGGAAAAAGACAAUCCAACUAGUGUCCAUCAAGGUGCUUGCUAUACAUUCUAUGAGCCAGUUUUCAUUCCUCAAAAUGCUGAGUUAAAGCUGAAAAAUCAUAAAUACUCCAGCCCCUUUAUUCAAAUGAGAAGAAGUAUAGAUCUCGAUGACAGGUGUAAAAUUAAACCAUCUAUUGAGCAAAACCAAGAGGUUAUAGAAAUUCCAAUCGACCAGCCAAAGCAAAGAGAUAAAAAGAAGAAAAAUAAAAAGAAAAGAAGUCUUUACAGAGGAUCACCUCCUCAUCUUGGAGAGGUAGAGGAGGAUCCUAAACCUUCUUCUACUCCACGUCUUGGAAGGAACUCUAAUUAUGAUGAUAGGAAUACUCCAGUGAAAUUGAAUCUCGCAACCAGAGCAACCAUUGAUAGAAUAGAGGAAGAGAGAAAGCAUAUAAAAUUUGAUAACAAAGAAGACCAAAUCCAGUAUGACCUCCAAAAGAUGAAGAAAGUGAUAUAUCUUGAGUCCUUCAACUCAUUCCCUCCAGACUCAGAUCUUUACGAGUCUACUGAGCAAGCUAUCUAUAAGCUAAGGGAUUUGGUAGAUACCCUCGAGCAAGAUUACUCGUGACAUAAAUGGUCCAACGUAAAUACCUUGUUCAAGGCAGAAAGAAAGAUCGAUGAUUGCAUUCAAGAAUAUCGAUAUAAUUACAGAGUGAAUACAUACUUCAACCAGUUGAAAGAGAUAUUAAAGUUCAAAAUAGACCAGCAAUGGAUGUCCAAAUCUGGAGUAUCCCUUUUCAAAAGUAUUGAAAAGAAGAAUACUAAAGCAUCCAUUCAGGUUUCUUCCAAAAAGGAAGACUCUAAAGAGUGCAUAAACAUCAUCAACGACGCUUCAAAUCCCAAAGGCACCUCACCCCCUACAUCCCAGGAUGCCCAAGUACCAACCACCGCUAAACUCUCGUCCAAACUCUCUUCUAAAACCUGCCCUAAAAACCUUAAAAUCUCCAAGAAAAAGAUAAAACUAUGCAAAUCCUCUAAACUCAAGAAGCUUAAUAGAGCCAUUGUCGGCUCUUCAUGUGGUAAAUUUGUGAAGAUAAAGAAGAGUGACCUUCAGGUGGAAAAUAAUGUAUCGAAUGUGAGCUCGGCAGGGGUCGAGUUUUCGGUGUCGUAUAAUUGAGGUAAUGAGGGUAGUCCUGGUGCUUCUCAGAAAGUUUCUAAUAUCCUGGAGGGGAUAGAAGAUAGUCAAGAAAGUCUUAAAACUGAGGAGAUCAGGGAGAACAGAAUUGUACAAUGUGAAGGAAUAGAGAUCUUGGGAGAAAAGAAACAAGAGCCAGAAAGGAAAGGUUCCAUAGGCUCUGAGACAGGUUCUACUGACUCCAAUGCAAAGAAGAGCGUCUAGAUAAUAAACGAUAUUUGAUUUUUCAAUUUGAAUUA
Messenger RNA from Moneuplotes crassus, 2178 nucleotides. Lineage: Eukaryota; Ciliophora; Spirotrichea; Euplotida; Euplotidae. The record is from the annotation of a GenBank genome assembly.